Messenger RNA from Labeo rohita (rohu), 3127 nucleotides. It is a transcript of the gene dlgap5, whose product is annotated as discs, large (Drosophila) homolog-associated protein 5. Gene Ontology annotation, biological process: chromosome segregation; kinetochore assembly; centrosome localization. NCBI's taxonomy places the organism in Eukaryota, Metazoa, Chordata, Actinopteri, Cypriniformes, Cyprinidae. The transcript has 20 exons. Gene Ontology annotation, molecular function: microtubule binding. Bases 144 to 2984 code for a protein of 946 amino acids. The record is from RefSeq and is a predicted model, not a curated record. Gene Ontology annotation, cellular component: cytoplasm; spindle pole centrosome; nucleus.
UUCACUUUUCAAAACCUGCCCGCCAUCUUGCAUGUUGUUCGCGUUGGGCAGGUGAACGUUUGUUUAGUGAAUAUAAAUAUUACGUUUAAUUUCGUGUCUGGUUAUAACAUUUUUGACUUCCGUGACCCGCCUUAAUAUAAAGGAUGGAUUCUCGCUUCGCUCACCUGUACAAGCGGGACAGCAGUGUGUCUAUGAUCCGGCUGAAGAUGUCCAGACGCCGGUCUCAAUCUCAGAAAGAGAACCGAGAGAAGAUCCAGAACCUGCGCAGACACCUGGACCAGCUGCCGGAGAUGGAACUCUCAAUGGAUGCAUCCAGUAUCAUGGCCACCCAAGACAAAGCACCAAAAACAAAUCCAGCUAACGAUGUAAAUGCUGCGGCUGAGGAGAGAAAGAAGAUGCUCGCUCGUUACAAAGAAAACAAGAUGUUGCAGAAGGAAAAGGAAAAGCGGGAGAAAGAGAAGAAAGGUGUGUUUAAGGUCAGCCUGUAUAAGCCACAGCCGCUCGGGUAUCUGCCUUCAAACACUGCUCCACAAAGCAGAGGCAAGAUCACAGAAGCUAACCAGUCCACACGAGUGACCCGCUCAAUGAUGCAGAAUCAAAAGCCAGCAGUAGACAGACAUGCUGCUCCAAAAAAAGUUGAAAAUGUAUUGACCACCAGAGCUCCAGCCAAGACUACUUCAAAAGCUGUGACUACCACCAAAACCAGAACAGCUACAGUCGAUCCACCUGUAAGAGCUCCAACCACACGAUCAGCUGCUAAAACACCAGCAGCUGUGGUUAAACCGGUUACCGACUCAAGGACUGCAAAAACAAGAUCAACUGUUAAAUGUCCUGUAGCACCCCCUUCAGGCAGAGGAAAAGCUGUACAAGGCAACACAAAGCCAGUUAUUGAAAAUAAGCCUGCUGAGAAAAAGGACACUGCAGUUGAUUCUCAGAGACCUGAGAAAGAGGAACCCAAAGCUGCUGCUGCCCCCUCAUUUGCCCCUCAGGGAUUCGUGUUCCAGCCUCCUGUUGGUCUAAGCUCCUUUGAGCCUGCACCCCUCUCUCCACGUUCAGCCAGUGCCUUCCUCUCACCGAGCUUUCUUUCUGAUGCCAGUGUGGAGCCCACCUUCCCCUCUCCCCCGAAACCUGUUCUCCCUGCUCCUUCCCUCUCCUCCCCUCCACCAUCUAUGUCAACCCCUCCACCAGAUCAUCCAGCCAAGCCUCCGUCAGUGUGCUCUCCCCCUCCUGCUGAAUCCUCCCCUCAGCCAUCCAUCUCUACAGCAUCAUCACCUCCAAUGGAGCCUCAGCAUGAUGUUGCCUAUUUCAGGGCAGUGAUGGCCAGCGAGACUGAGCGUUUGACUGGACUCUCUGAGCUGUGGGAGACACGAUUUGAUGAUACUUCUAUUCCGGAGGAGAUGCGAGAUAAGAUGCGUACAGCUGUGGGCCAGGCCAGAUUGUUGAUGAAAGAGCGCUUUGGCCAGUUCAGUGGACUAGUGGAUGACUGCGACUUGGGCCGUGGAGAGAAGAUAACAACCUGUACUGACUUACAGGGCUUCUGGGACAUGGUGUACUUUCAGGUGGAAGACGUUAACAAAAAAUUUAAUGCCUUGAAAGAGGCAGAAGCAAGGGAGUGGAAAGAGGAAGUCAAGCCUGUUGCCAGAAAAAGAGUGGCCAAAAAGCCUCCUGUUGUAGGAGGAGGGAAGGCUGGAACAGGUGCCAGUGCUGCAGCUAAGAGUCGGCUGGCUGCUGUAAAGGCUGCCAUGAGAGCCAAGCAGGCUGAACAGAAAGCCACUGAGACUUCAGACAACAUCCAGGAUGACUUGAGUUCUGUCCCUGCAGCACCUGCAGCAGCACCUGCCACUACACUGCCUACACAGACCGUGGUGUUUAAUGGAGGCUUCUUCCAGGUGGAAAGUCCAGUCAAGCCAUCAGGUGCUGUUAGAAGAUCUUGUCGAACCAGUGCAGUUUCUUCACCCUGUGUUUCCAAGUUCAGCACUCCAGUCAGACAGUGCCGAUCUACUGCAGUUUCUCACAACUCCCCUCUACCUUGCGUGUCUGCCACACCUCCUCGAAACCAUCAACCUGAUGUAUUGCCUGUUUCCACUCCUCUACGUUCUGCAGAUCCCUUGCCACAGACACCCAGAGCUCCUCAGAUCAAUCCUGACCACAGCCAAACCACACACGUUUCGCCAGACACAGAGUCCUGCUCCAACAACCAGUUAAAUUUUGAUUUAAGCUCCACCUGUACCCAACACACCCAACCAGAUAUCAGCAAUGGACCAGAGACCAGUCCAGUAGCCAAAUCACAUGACUCAUCCAGCCAAUCUGAGCUCCCUGUUGAUUCUUCAGAACCUCAGCAUGAGGAACGCAUUCCAGAGUCUAUGCUCAGUCCUUCUUCCCAAGAGGAGCCACAGGAGAACAUCUCUUGUGACGUCUCUGAAGAGAGCUUGCAGGUCCACCCUGAAGCAGAUGUUGGUCCAGAUACUCUAUCCCAGGGCUCAUCUCACACCUCUUCAGAACCAGUGGAAGCAGAACCAGUCUGUGCACCUGCUUCCCCUACCCUGAUGCCCUCCACACCAACCGAAGAUCUUUCUACAGCUCUCUGUAAUGAGGUCAUCGUUACAGCCUUUAAUGGGUCUCCAACCAGUACAGAUGUUGAAAUGACUGGAAUUCAAGAUGCUGAGGGCACUACUGAUUUGGACUUCGAGCGUUACCUGCAGCCAACAGUGAGAUGCAGCAUGUCUCCUGUACAGAGUCCUGCAGCAGAGAGGUUCUCUCUUGGUACGGUGGAUGCUGAGAUGGAGAGUCCCGUGACUCAGGCAGAGGAGCGCCCGGUUGAUGUCUUGGCAACACCUACAGCUCUUCCCAGGAUGGUGUUCUCACCCCAGGCCAGUCAGAUGUCGGACAAUCUGUUGCUGUUCACACCAGAACGGAAGGAGAGAGUGAGACAGUCAGUGUGUGAACGUGACCUGAUCACAUUCACACCUCCCAUGUACAAAUGAAAGCACAUCCACUCACUGUUUGGAUGUAGAUACAUUUUAUUUUUUUGGUUUGUAGUUGAAUUAGACUUUGAUACUUAAUUUGUUACUUUUUGUACCUCAUAAUGACCAUAUUUACAGCAAUAAUAUUUCUAUACAUUUUUGAC